AUGGCUCCAUCAGAAGAAUCCAUUCUGAGUAAUUUCCUCUUGUCCUCGGCUCCCUUGCCAACGGUCAUCUCGUUGCAGCAAUUCACAGAGCUUUUCCCCAAGCGUCUGCGCUCCCAUCCGCAUAUCAAGGUUCUCUAUCGGGAGUUACAAGAGCUCCGAGAACAGGAUAUGAACCAGGUCAAUGGGAACAUCGACACAGAGAGACAGCAAGGCGAGAGGCAAAAGGCCGAGCUUCGAAGAUCCAUCAUGAAAACCGGAGUCGACGGUAUGAGCGAAAAUGAUCGUCGCGAGAUAGACAUGGACGUUCAAUUGUUCGGCAAAUCCUCCUCGUCGUCUUCUGAUGAUUAUCAUUCUGUAUCCAGUCUCUUAGCUGCAAUGGAGACGGCUUGUGAGGGUAUUGAGCGUGAGAUUUCCGAUGUGGAUAAAGAUGCGUCUGAGAUGUUGUCGCGGCUCAAUGCGAAUGUUGGUGAACUGAGCGAUUUACGCUAUGGGAAAAUGCAAGGCCCCCCAGGGACUGCUGAUGAUGCUGUGAAUGAGGCAAUCAAGGGUCUCAAUAAUCUUGAAGAUACUUGCUAUCGCAAUAUUCCUCCUUUUAUUCCCUAUCUCCUCUACAAUACAAUGCCUUCAAUCCCUCUCCACCCCCGAACAAUCAACCCCUCCACCCCCUCCAACGACAAUCCCCUCCCUCAACUCCUCCAAACCCCUUCCGGUCUCGCAAUUCUUGAACUCCAAGGCACAAUCAACGUUCCCUCCCCCGAAGACGACCAAGAAGAGAACACAAUCACAGACGAGAAUGAAUCUAAUAACCCCUCCACCGCCUUCGAGACCCCGAUCGGAAAGCUCAUGUUCCCGGACUACUCGCCGCUAAACCCGGACGACACGAAAUGGAUGAAACGGGUUUAUCUCUAUGUUGGCCGAUAUCAGCGCAUGACAGGCGAGGUGAAGAAGCUGGGACAGCCGAUUGCCCUGGUGCAGCGACGACAGCCGACGGGGGAGGAUGGUGAGGGUGGAGGUGAGGGGGAUGAGUUGGAGAUUGUCGAGGUUGUCAAGUACAAGCUGUUCUUUAAGAAUCGACCGGAGCCUGUGAAUGAUAGCUAA
Molecule: messenger RNA, 1098 nt
Organism: Aspergillus wentii DTO 134E9
Lineage: Eukaryota; Fungi; Ascomycota; Eurotiomycetes; Eurotiales; Aspergillaceae
Exons: 2
Coding region: 1-1098 (365 amino acids)
Biological process (GO): chromosome segregation; mitotic sister chromatid cohesion
Cellular component (GO): Mis6-Sim4 complex; kinetochore; Ctf18 RFC-like complex
Source: RefSeq, a predicted model, not a curated record